Molecule: messenger RNA, 1575 nt
Organism: Ichthyophthirius multifiliis
Lineage: Eukaryota; Ciliophora; Oligohymenophorea; Hymenostomatida
Product: serine hydroxymethyltransferase, putative
Exons: 3
Biological process (GO): tetrahydrofolate interconversion; folic acid metabolic process; L-serine catabolic process
Cellular component (GO): cytoplasm
Molecular function (GO): zinc ion binding; pyridoxal phosphate binding; cobalt ion binding
Source: RefSeq, a predicted model, not a curated record
AUGUUUGAAAUAGUAUAUGUAUUUAAUUUUUGUGAAACAGUAAAAUGCUCUGAUAAAUAAGUAGCAGUAUAUGAGGGUUUAUAAAUAUUAGGUGAUUUAACCGAAAAUUGUGAUAUAAUAGCAUAUUCAUCAAAUCCUAUAUUUUCCCAUAUAGAUGAUAUAGCCGAAAAGGGUGUUUAAAUCUAAUAUACGGGUGAUACAUUUCGUCAAUAAAACCUUCAUAAACGUUUACCUGAAGCCGAUCCUUAGCUAUAAAAAAUAAUCGAAAAUGAAAUGUAGCGCUAAAACACAAGUAUUUCAUUAAUUCCAUUCGAAAAUCGAGCAUCUGUUUCUGUAAACUAAGCCUUAGGAUCAAUUAUGAACUGUAAAUAUUCCGAAGGUUAUCCUAAUUUGAGAUAUUAUGGAGGAAAUGAAUAUAUAGAUUAAAUGGAAAUAUUAUGCCAAAACCGUGCUUUGAGUUUAUUUAAUUUAAAUAAAAAAGAAUGGAGAGUAAAUGUUUAAUGUCUAAGUGGUUCUCCAGCUAAUUUCUAUGUGGUUUCUGCCCUUAUAAAUAAUCAUGAAAGGGUUAUGAGUUUAAACCCAUUUGAAGGCGGACAUAUAUCACAUGGACUUUAAUUAGGAAGAGAAAAAAUAUCUGCUGUAAGUAAAUAUUUCGAUGUAUUAAAUUAUGGAUUAAAAGAUGAUAAAACUAUUGAUUAUGAUAAAUUAGAAGAACUAUCUAGUCAUUAUUUACCAAAAUUAAUUAUUGGAGGAGCCAAUGUAUAUCCUAGAUAAAUUAAUUAUAGUAAACUAAGGUAAAUAUGUGAUAAAAUUAAUGCAUAAUUACUAAUUGAUAUUUCUGAUGUUGCAGGACUUAUUUCUACUGGUUUAAUUGAGAGUCCUUUUCCUUAUGCUGAUGUAGUAACUACUACUACACAUAAAAGUUUAAGAGGACCAAGAGGAGCUUUAGUUUUUUGUAAUUUAAAAGAUUAAAAUUUAAUAUAGAAAGUUGAUUUUGCUAUUUUUCCUGGAAAUUAAGGAGGUCCUCAUAAUCAUACCAUAACUUCUAUUGGUGUAGCUUUAAAAGAAGCAUAAAGUAUUUCUUUUAAAUAAUAUGCAAAGUAGGUUGUUAUGAAUGCAAAAAAAUUAAGCGGAUUUUUAUAAUAUAAAGGAUUUUAAGUAUUUACAGGAGGUACUGAUAAUCAUUUAGUUAGUAUUGAUUUAAGUAAUAAGGAAGUUAAAGGAAAUGUAAUUGAAGAAUUUUUGGAACAAGUUAAUAUAAUAGUGACAGGAUGUAGAAUAUAAGGCUAAUAGAAUAAUUUAUUACAUUUAGGAACUUAUGAUUUAACUAAUAGAGGAUGUGAAGAAUAAGAUAUGGAAAUAGUAGGUGGAUUUAUAAUUUAAGCUUGUGAAAUUUUAAAGGGAAAGGUCAUAAUUGAAGAAGAGUUAAAAAAUAAUUAAAAGGUUUUGGAUUUAAAAAAAAAAGUUUAAAAUUUUUGUUAAAAAAAAUAAUAUUGAUUAAUUUUUAUAUAUAUUUAUUAUUAUUAUAUAUAAAAAAUUAUAUUAAGAAGAAAAAUUGUAAAUAUGUAAAUUUAU